CAUUGGAUUCUAACCAUAUCCAUUCUUUCAAAACCCAUCCAUGUUUCCAUCACUUAACCAACAGAGUCAAUCAACACAACACUUUUCUUCAGCACUCAACCUAGAUCAGAGUCUAGAGUUCUGGACAGUAACUACUGUCAAGCUAAUCUCUUUCUUUCUCUAUUCUUUUGUUAACUAAUUGAGUUUCUGGGUUUAUUGAAUUCUUCUUCCUGCAAUGCCAGGAACCAUCAUGGUUUCAGUACUGGAAUUCAUGGAUCUUCCAUUAUCUUCAGCAACAUCCAUAAGGGCUUCCUUGGGGAGAAUAGAGUACCAAGUGAAUGACAAGGAAAAGUUAUCUUUCCCCAUAACUAGCAUCCGUGAUGAUUUGAUUUUCAAAAUUCAGGAUGCUGAGGGGAAUGAAAUAUCACGUACAGGUAUUCAAAUCAAGUUGAUAUUAGAAAAAGGUGUUUUGGAAGACAAGUUUCCACUUUGGGGUGGCCAUCUGCGUUUGAAGUUGCAAGUCAUCCUUAGUGAUGAAGAGCGCGACAGAAUUCGUUCAUUGAGACAAUCUGCAUUGAAGAAAAAACAUGACGAGCUUCUUAGCAGUGGCCGAAGAGGAGAGGAAAGCGACAGCAGAGCUGUUCUUGGCAAUGCUGCAUUACCCUUCCGCAGAAAUGAUGAGAGGCUCUUUCCUGAUGUUUUAAGUGCUCCAUCUUCUCAAGAAUCACCAAAGAAACACCUUCAACAAGAUCUGGCUGCUUCCCGUGAUGAGAAGGAAUCUGAUGCUAGGACUCAGCUUGACCACAAACAGCUAAACCCAAACAUUGCAGAUGAAUAUAAGGAGUCCUCAUCCACAAAACCUGUGUCACAACACAAGGGUAAGAAGCCUGCUUAUCAGUCACCAUCUGAGAAACAUCCUCAGAGAGCUAUUGGUUCAGAAGAAAUUGCAGUUUUGUUUGGGUCAGAAAAAAAUGAUCUCCCGGCAAGUAAUCUGAUACAGCCACAUGAAGAGGAAAGUGGCCUUCAAUAUUCUGAGAAGAGAGCCUCACUGGGAAGAAUUCCAAGUAAUGUGAGGAAGAUGAUAAGUGCCUUUGAAGGUGGAUCUGCUCAGGAUAAGAAAUCUCAGAUUAAACCACCUCCAACAAAACAGCAAGAAAGUUCAGAUGAAAGAAGAUAUUCUUCCAAGACUCAACAUUUGGAGAGAGAUAAGUCAAAGAAGACAGAGCUAGCAGACUUACAUGAAAGGGUGAAAAGUGCAUCCCUGAAUGAAUCACAUGUUGGAACUGGAACUGAGGGGAGUAAGCAUGAAAAGAUGGUGAAGAUUAAAGAUUCAAAGUCCAAGACCUCUGAUAACAAUGGGGAUGAAAAUUCUGGAGGACCAUUUAAUCAGGUUGUAAAAGUUGCAAUCAUUAUAGGAUUUGGAUUACUAGUUCUCCUAACCAGAAAAAGAAGAAAGAGUAAUGGAGAGAGGCAAAGGGAUGUAUUUAACUUUCUGAAUUUACCAGAAUGAAGAAGAAGAGUGCCUGAGAAUAAGUUCAACAAAUCUCAAUUCCCAAAUUCUUCAUUUGUUGAUGCAUGCACAAGCAUCCACAGGCUGCAAUCAAGUCAACAACUUACAAGUUUCUGAUAAUGGGCCAAAUUCAAUGCAGUCGUAUCCUGCUGGAUGAACAUCUUUCCUGGGCCUAUUCUAUGGCAAUGCUGAGACAGUUGCAUCCUUAUUAGCAACUAAAUAUGUUAAGAAAACGCAGUUGAGAGACUUAAGGAAAGCUAGAUUCAUUUUUCACACGGAUGAAGUAGAUUUCAAUAACUUUGUUCUUUUAUUGCUUCCAUGUACAAUAAAUUGGAUUAAAUCUGUAAAGUUUUGCGUGUUAAGGAUGGCUGCAACUAAUUAACCUA
Molecule: messenger RNA, 1875 nt
Organism: Vigna angularis (adzuki bean)
Lineage: Eukaryota; Viridiplantae; Streptophyta; Magnoliopsida; Fabales; Fabaceae
Exons: 12
Coding region: 215-1489 (424 amino acids)
Source: RefSeq, a predicted model, not a curated record